Plasmopara halstedii is the source of this 1322-nucleotide messenger RNA. RefSeq lists its product as hypothetical. The transcript has a single exon. The coding region runs from base 471 to 734 and encodes 87 amino acids. The record is from RefSeq and is a predicted model, not a curated record. Lineage: Eukaryota; Oomycota; Peronosporomycetes; Peronosporales; Peronosporaceae.
AACUUCUAUCGAUUUUGAAGGAAACUCAUGAACCUGCACGACAAAUUUGGAGUAAAAAGGGAAAUUACGAUAUCUUACCCAUGUGCUGAAUCGAAAAAUGCGUUGAGUUAACUAUUCUUCUCUUUCGAGAAAGCAAACUGGACACGUGGACUGCUCCGCAUAGUGAGCAACAUAUUUCGAAAGAUCUUAGCAUCGACGCGCACACAAUGUGCAUCAAAUUAAAUUUAAAGACUCUUUCUCGUGAUGAAAUGAUGACACUAUGCACGAUUCGAGCUGCAAAGACCUUGUCCCUACGUUCAAAGUUUUAUAACUGAUACCAUCGUGAUUACCAGCUCACCAUCAUUCUGGUUGUAGUACAGAUGCAGCACUUCUUCCAUUUGCUGUAACGAAGGCUCUACUCAAGCAAGUGUUGUCAAAAUUGUAUAGAUACAAGUCAAUGGAAAAAAUGUGAGCUUUAUCUUUAAAGUUAUAUGAACAAGUACUUUGCUCGUCAAUUUGACAAUCUGUUACUCCCACGGACAUCGCGUUGUCUUCUCCGCCCCUGUUACAUACAGUGCGUGUUCUCCUCACUCCAUUCUUCAUCUGUUCGCUAUAAGCUGCGGAUUCUUUUUCUCGAAAGUGAAGACUUUGGUAAAAACACAGACGGUAGCACAGUGCUCAAAAAUCGCGUGUUGCUUGACGAAAACGGCCAUAGCGCCGUAAGAACAUCAGGAUUUUGGAGCAGCGAUUCAUAAUGCACUCCAGGAAUCGUCACGUGUACAGCCUCGUAUGCUACUAGAGGGUAAUAAAAAAACGAUGAGAACAAUAUCAAAGUGAAGGCAAUUUCAAAUGAAAGUGCUGUUGCUGAAAGCUGGGUAUUGUUUUAGAAGUUGUGCACACUGGCGAAAAGCUCGUAUCUGAACCAAAGUGAAUACGAUAUCUUUGAGCUGCUCCAUGAUCGUGCCGUAGGAGGGUCUCGUCAAUCAUAUUGGCUACUUGCUCUUCUACGUACUGCAGACUGGGUCAAAAGAUCUAAUCUUCGAAAAUGAACACUUUUCAUUGACUCUCUUGUUUUAUUAGCUUUCUAGACGGUCGUCACCUUGACCUUCCCGUCUUUAGUGACUGAGAAUUUAGUAAGUUUCGAUGGAAAUGACUGUCGAGCCAAUCUUUCGCAUUCCAAGCAGCUCUACUUCAGUAUGCGCAAUGCAUCCAGCUAAAAUAUGUUGUGACGUCCAAGGUCAUUAACUCUCAGCACCAAGAAAACAACUCGUAUUGACUAAUAUUGUUCACAUCUACGUUCCGGGCCUUGUCAUCGUUUGUGACUCCUCCAAACCCAGGCCGCU